Molecule: messenger RNA, 893 nt
Organism: Cherax quadricarinatus
Lineage: Eukaryota; Metazoa; Arthropoda; Malacostraca; Decapoda; Parastacidae
Source: RefSeq, a predicted model, not a curated record
GUGGCGUGUACCAGCUGGAAGCGAGUGUGGAUGAAACUGACUGGCAUUGUACCACUCGACAAGGAUCUUUCUACUAUAGAGAGGCGCUUCAUACACACGGGAUUGCCUCUCCUCAAGUCCAACAUGGAGUCUGAGCUCAAACUUAAGACUUACAAGAAGUUUAUAUUCGUGAGACACCCUUUCGAUCGUGUCCUCUCAGCCUUCAAGGACAAACUAGAGAGUUUCGACAAGUCGAGCACCUAUGAUUUCCACAAGGAAAUAGGGAUGAAAAUUCAGCAAAAAUACAGAGAAAAGACGAAUGGGGGCCACAACGUUACUUUCACAGAGUUCAUCCGAUACAUCACAGAGUCUGGCCCCUUAAGCUACGAGCAGCGCAACGAACAUUGGCUCUCCAUGCACGAGAUCUGCAACCCAUGCGCUGUACAGUACGACUUCAUCGGGAAAUUUGAAACUCUGAAAGAGGACGCCGACUACGUUCUCGACUGGCUAGGAGCCAAAAAUAUUGUCGCUAGCUUCCCUAUGUCUGACCGUCCAUUUUACACGCGACGGUACGAUCCCAAAUACUUUAAUUCCCUGGACCACAAAACAAAGAUGAAAUUCUUCGCCAAGUACCUCGCUGAUUUCGUGGCAUUUGAUUACAGAUUUUUGUGAUUCCUGAUAUUAUAGUGGGUGCGCCUUAACCAGUCCGCUCGAACUUUCCAUAGUAUAUAUAACAAGAGGUUGUUUGAGAAGCGAACAGAGGAAGCCAGGGGGACAGAUGUCUGCUAAAGUCGGUUAAGCAUUUUUCAGUUUGUAAUAAAGUUGGUAGAAUUACCGACAAUAUGUAAAGUAAAAGGACACAAGUGCAACUAAUGUGACAUUUUAUUGUGGCAACGUUUCGCUCUCCAGGAACU